UCGGACUCAAACACAGCGCCACAGCACCGACAUGGAGCACACCGAGCUCGACAAGCCAGAAACUCUGGACGAUCUGAUCAAAACUCUGCACAAGAUCUUUGAAAGUGACAGCGUCAAUGUGGAGGAGGUGCAGAGCAUCAUGGAGUCCUACGAAAGCAAACCUCACGAGUGGAUGAAAUACGCUAAAUUUGACCAGUACAGAUACACCCGGAAUCUGGUGGACGAGGGAAACGGGAAGUUUAACCUGAUGAUUCUGUGCUGGGGUGAAGGACACGGCAGCAGCAUCCACGAUCACACAGACUCCCACUGCUUCCUGAAGCUGCUCCAGGGUCAGCUGAAGGAGACGCUCUUCGACUGGCCCGACCGCAAGCUGCAGGCCGGCAUGAAGCAGAAGACCCAGCAGGUGCUGCUGGAGAACCAGUGCGCUUACAUCAACGACUCCCUCGGCCUUCAUCGGGUGGAGAACGUGAGCCACACGGAGACGGCCGUCAGCCUGCACCUCUACAGCCCGCCCUUCCAGACCUGCCAGACCUUCGACCAGCGCACCGGGCACCGCAACAGCGUCAAGAUGACCUUCUGGAGCAAGUUCGGCGAGAGGACGCCGUAUGAAAGCAGCGUGUCGCAGGAGAACAACUGAGACCAGAGAAGCCCGGCGGCGCUCGAUGCAGAUUCACUCUUAAAUUCAAACGCAGCGAUGUUUAAAUCUUGAUCCAACUCUUUUUUUCACUAAGAUUCGAAGAGGACAGAGGGAAGAGGCUUUCGCUGGUGAUUGGAGUCUCUUCAUCGUGGCCUAGUUUAGCGCGGCGAGCGCGGCACGGGUCUGAAUAGACGUAUUAGUCCAGCCGUUCUCCCAGCAUUCCUGUCUAAUCACGCUUUUGUACUGUUUCGGGCCGAGAGUGUGUCAUUAUGAGAAGAAUCUGUCUGUUGUCCGAAUGAAAGCGCUGUCCUGAAUCCUGCUCCAGCAGAACACAGCACUUGCUCUCCGUCUCCAAUCGUUUCCAGAUCAGUCUCUGAAUGGAAGAGUUGAUGUUUCUCAGCCGUCUGUAAUCCGUGUCUCGACAAACAAAUAUGCGUUUGUAAACUGGAGCUUUUAUUUAAAAUGGACCUGAAUCUUAGCUGGAAAUUCAUUUUUGUCUUAACAUUUGAAGUUAAUAAAAUGUUUCCCAAAUCUUG
Puntigrus tetrazona (Sumatra barb) is the source of this 1173-nucleotide messenger RNA. It is a transcript of the gene cdo1, whose product is annotated as cysteine dioxygenase, type I. Gene Ontology annotation, molecular function: ferrous iron binding; cysteine dioxygenase activity. The transcript has 5 exons. Gene Ontology annotation, biological process: L-cysteine catabolic process. The record is from RefSeq and is a predicted model, not a curated record. Bases 32 to 637 code for a protein of 201 amino acids. NCBI's taxonomy places the organism in Eukaryota, Metazoa, Chordata, Actinopteri, Cypriniformes, Cyprinidae.